UCCACUGUGGUCUUGAAUAUUGAGAUUUCUCUUCGCUCUAAAAUGUCUCUUUUUCGGCCGCGAAUCAUAUGAAGGUCUGGUCCAUUACUUCCCUCCUAGUCAGGGGGGUAGGGGGAGAAAGAGACUUCUGAUGUCCCCCACACCCCUGAGAUUUCUGGCCAUUUCCUAAGGUUGCAAAUGUGCACGGCAUUGACAAAUCUUAGUCAAGGCGAUAAACUUCAAGCGGCCACAAGAGUGUGCCUGUGAGGAGCCCGCGGAUUUUUUUUUUUUUUUUUUUUUUCCCCUGCCAAACCAGAAUUAGCCGGUAUAGGAAUGAACCAGCGUGGAGCUCUGAAAUUGCACGGAUUGGAAGAAAGCUCAGGGUAGGCUCAGACCCUUUCAAAUGCACCCUUUUUAAAGGCUACGGGACGGAAGCAUCGAGCCUUAGGCUCCAGAGGUUCACCUGGCCAGACAGCGAGCAGAGGGCGAGUCCCGGAGCCCUGCACCGAGCGCACGGAGCCGGGCGGAGAGCCGAGCCCCAGGCGCCGCAUCUGCAGGAUGCUGGUCGAUAUUGCCACCAAUCCCCACGCCCAGCGGCCUCGGGUUCUCGGAACAGUGCUGCAAGUUCACGGGUGGGGACCAGGAGCCGAGUGAGACGGUAGCCCUGCAGGCUGCGAGCGAAAUCCCAGAAAAUGUAUGCAAGCCAUGAGGAUAUUGGGUAUGACCUUGAAGAUGAUCCCAAGGCUAAGAAGACCCUGAAGCCCCACCCAGACAUCGAUGGCGGGUGGGCCUGGAUGAUGAUCCUUUCUUCCUUCUUUGUGCACAUUCUCAUCAUGGGCUCACAGAUGGCCUUGGGAGUCCUCAACGUGGAGUGGCUUGAAGAGUUCCACCAGAGCCGCGGCCUGACUGCCUGGGUCAGCUCCCUGAGCAUGGGCAUCACCUUGAUCGUGGGACCUUUCAUCGGCUUGUUCAUUAACACCUGUGGGUGCCGCCAGACAGCGAUCAUUGGAGGGCUGGUGAACUCCCUCGGCUGGGUGUUGAGCGCCUACGCGGCCAAUGUGCAAACUCUCUUUGUUACCUUUGGAGUGGCAGCUGGCCUCGGCAGCGGGAUGGCCUACCUGCCUGCAGUGGUUAUGGUGGGAAGGUACUUUCAGAAGAGGCGAGCCCUGGCCCAGGGCCUCAGUACCACAGGAACAGGAUUUGGGACAUUCUUAAUGACCGUUUUGCUGAAAUACCUGUGUGCAGAGUAUGGCUGGAGGAACGCCAUGUUCAUCCAAGGCGCCGUGUCCUUGAACCUCUGUGUUUGUGGAGCGCUCAUGAGGCCCCUCUCUCCUGGGAAGGUAGAAAACUGCCCAAGAGGGGAGGAGCCCUGUGCUGUCCCAGCUUACUCCACUGAAUCUGUGAAAUCAGGACCACUGGGUGUCACUGAAGAACUGGACAGACAGCCUGAGAACGAGGAAAACGUCUGUGACCUUCAAGCACAGGAAUGUCAAGGUCAAACCCGGCCCAGGAAGAACGCGUGUGCUUUCCGGGUUCUGAAGACAGUGAGCCAGCUCACUGUGCAAGUCCGGAAGGGCUUUGGGGACUGGUACUCAGGCUAUUUCGGAACAGCCUCACUCUUCACCAAUCGCAUGUUUGUAGCCUUUGUGUUCUGGGCUCUGUUUGCGUACAGCAGCUUCGUCAUCCCCUUCAUCCACCUGCCAGAAAUUGUCAGCUUGUAUAACCUGUCAGAACAAAACGACGUGUUCCCCCUGACCUCAAUUAUAGCAAUAGUUCACAUCUUCGGGAAGGUGAUCCUGGGGGCGGUGGCUGACCUCCCCUGCAUCAGCGUCUGGAACGUCUUCCUCAUUGCUAAUUUCACCCUUGUCUUCAGCAUCUUCCUUCUGCCAUUGAUGCACACCUAUGCAGGCCUGGCUGUCAUUUGUGCCCUGAUUGGGUUUUCCAGUGGGUAUUUCUCCCUCAUGCCUGUGGUGACGGAGGACCUGGUUGGCACUGAGCACUUGGCUAAUGCCUAUGGCAUCAUCAUCUGUGCCAACGGCAUCUCGGCUUUACUGGGACCACCAUUUGCAGGGUGGAUCUUCGACAUCACACAAAAAUACGAUUUUUCCUUUUAUAUAUGUGGCCUGCUUUACAUGGUAGGAAUACUCUUUUUGCUCAUUCAACCCUGUGUUCAGAUGAUAGAACAAUCCAGAAGAAAGUACACAGACGGUGCACACGUUUAGUGUCGUGCAACAGUUCGUGUGGGUCCUCUCCUCAUGCCUACCUCACCUGGUCGCUAGAGGAAUGCUCUGUGUGGUGGCCGGCCGUGUCACUUUGUAAAUGCCCUUGUCAUUGUUUCAUCUGUAAGCAGCAUGGCCUCUCCUGAGGUGGUAGAAGUGAUUAGAACUGCGUAUGUUUUAGAGAUGAUGUUGCUUAGAGCUUAUUCAAUAGUUGAUACAGAUGCCCUGAUGAAAUCUUUCAAGCCAGGCGUGGUGGUAAAUGCCAGUAAUCCCAGCUCUAGGUGGAGGCAGGAGGAUUGGAGGUUCAAGGUUAGCCUCUCUGCUACCUAGUGAGUUCCAGGCCAGCCUGGGCUACAUGAGAACCUGUCUGGGAAAAAAAAUAGAAAAAAGAAAAGAAAGGAAGGAAGGAAUGAAGAAGAAAGUCCCCACCUAUUUUUCUUCCUCCCUCCCUCUUGGCCUCCCUUCCUUCCUUUCUUCCUCUCCUCUCAGUCCACUGGGACUAGGGUUUUACAUACAAAGACCGGAAAUAAAAGCUUUGCAACGCAACCAUUUCUUUGUAAGGGAAAACUCAAGAGUCUAGAUUUCCACCAAAGGGUUCAGAUAAAUGGGCUUUGAGCAUGAGACCAUGACUGAGUAUCAUGAAUUAAUUCUUUCUUACAAGGAGUUAUUGGUCUGCUAAUAUCAUACAAAGGCAGGCUGUCAUUUCAAAAGUAACAUAAUUAGUGGGCUGGAAAGGUGACUGGGAGGUUAAGAGCACUUGCUGCUCUUGGAAAGGACCAGAGUUCAGCUAUGAGCACCCACAUGUUGGCUCACAACCAGCUGUAGCUCCAGUCCCAGAGGCUCAGGUGCCCUCUUCUGGCCUCUGUGGUCACUGCACACAUGUUGCACACAUACAUGGACUCAGACAAAACACCCAUACACAUAAAAUACGAAAACAAAUCUUUUAUUAAAAAAGUAAGACAAUUUAGUACAGUUAAAAAAACACAGUUUAUAUUUUUAUGAAAGAAUUCUGAAGCUAAGAAGUGCAGUUUCUAACUCUUCAUUUAGGAAAUGAAAUUGGUCAUCCUUCUCACUCAGUUUCUCAUGUCAUAGAAGAUGAGUUCAGUUUAUGAACUCAACACAAAUCCUUCCCAAGUGGUCUAUGAAUAAUGUCCUUAGUGGUAUGUGUGUUUCUUAGUGCACAUGCUAUUGCAUCAAGGGCUACAAUUCAGACUCUUUGAUUCAUACUAUUAUUGUCUUAGAGUGAACACCUUUUUUUUUUUUUUUUUUUUUUAGAGCUGGGCAAUGGUGGCACACUCCUUUAAUUGCAGCACUCAGGAGUCAGAGACAGGCAGGUCUCUGUGAGUUUGAGGCCAGCCUGGUCUAUAGAGAGAGUUCCAGGACAGCCAUGGCUACAUGGUGAAACCCUAUUUUGGUUGUGAGGGGACAAAAACAAAAAAGAAUCAAGCUGUGAGGAUUAUUUUUGGCUUGCCUUGUAGCUUUCCAUGUACCUGACAUUGGGGCAGUGGUGCCAACCAGCCCAGCUCUGGUGCCUCUUGCCAUGUUAUUAUUAUCCACUUGUCUAAACUUGGCACAAUUUUAAAGAUAGUUCUCUUUGUAGGUUUCAUACAUGAAGAUGUCUAAUCUGAGACAUCAUAAAAUCAAAUACUCUUCCUUAGCUGAGAUAUCUAUUUUUCUAAAGCUAAAACGUUUUCAGACUACGGAAUGUUCCUCCCAGGAUCAUUUUGAAAUUUCUGACUGCCUUACUUAUUUAUACAUACCUUUAAUUAAUGACUUAAGUGUGUGUACUGGCUGGUUUGGGGGGGUGUACCUCGGUGAUAAAGAGCACUUGCCUAACAUGUUCAAGACCCUCCCUAGGAUUCACCUUCACACCAUAAAGCAAGAAAUUUGGACUCACAAUUUGCUUAUCAAACAAAACUGCCAGUGUCUUGGGUCAAAUUUACCUAAAACGAAUGCACCCCAGUCUCGGUUAUCUUUGGUAAUUAAAGACAGGAAUGCUAGGAACUGGAGUUGCAGAGUGCUCCCAAGGUCUAACUUUCAGUCAGAAUGCAAGGGGAGCGUCCCAGGCGUUAACAAGUAAUUAAAUGAACAGUUUCCUCGUGCCUCAUCUCCACGGCCUCCUGUCCUAAGAACUAGUGGAAAGGGUUGUGUCGUGAAACCCACCCAGAUAACACCAGUCGUGAGCAGACUGGCCCAUAGAAAGGUGCCCGAAAGGCCCUGCUAAUGCACACCCUUGCUAUUCCCAUCAAUCUAACUUAUCAUCAUUCUAACUUCCCAAUGUGAGCAUUGCCUGGAAGUUAGAUUGAGGAUAAUUUAGAUGCCGUGUUCCAUUUGGCUUAACUCAAAGACAGGUUUGUGUGUUGUUUUGUUUUGUGUGAGACAGGAUUUUACUAUGUAGACCAGGCUGGCCUUGAAAUCUUUAAGACUUGCCUUCCUCUGCCCCUCUGUCUCUACCUCCACCCCUGGCCAAAGACCUGUUUGUUAUCAUCAUACCUAUAGCACAACUUGAUGUUUUAAUAAAGGUAAUAUUAGCCAGGCAUGGUGGUGCAUACUUUUAAUCCCAGCACUUGGGAGGCAGAGGCAGGAAGAGUUCAAGGCUAGCCUGGUCUACAGAGUGAGACUCUGUCUCAAAAAUAAAUAAAUAACAAUCUUUAAAACUGGAACAGUGAUAUUUAUUUUCACGUUAAAUACAUACAAGCACACACAUGCACGUGUGUAUAGAUAUUUACCAUACAAUUAGGAAUGGUUAAGCAUGUUAUGAGUUUUGAAACUACACUACUUCACUGCUCUCAUCGUCUGUAGCGUCAGUUAACGGGAGGCAGUGGUCUGGCUGAUCAGUGUACUGAAUGGUGCUAUGGUCCAUGAUUGAGGAUCCUUGUAUUGUUCGCUGUGCAUCAGAGACACGGACUUUCUGCCCAUUGACCCAGCUAGAACUGCACCCAGGUAGAUUGCUCGCGGUCCUAUUUGUGGAUUUACUUGUACUUGAGGGUGCAGUGGCUUCUACUGAGUCAGAGGUCCCUGCAAAACUGAAGCAAGACCUGCUUGCUAAAACAACAACAACAAAACCCCGACUCCUAUCUCUGCUCUCACCUGCAGUGUUCUGAAGAUACUCUGCUGAUUAAUUGUGUGGUCACAUCGUAUGCUUUCUCGUUUACCCUUUGCAUACCCAAGUGGUGUUUGUUUACCUGUAACUAAAUAAAUGUUGUCCUCUUUAAAGGUGGCCAGUGAGUUUUGUUUUUUGUUUAUUUGGUUGGUUGGGGUUUUUUGUUGUUGUUGUUGUUGUUUUGUUUUUUGUUUGGUUUGUUUUUUUCAAGACAGGGUUUCUCUAUAGCUUUGUAGCCUGUCAGGGGCAAGCAGAUCUCUGUGAGUUUGAGGCCAGCCUGGUCUACGCAGUGAGUUCCCAGAGAGCCAGAGCUGUUACACAGAGAAACCCUGUACCCAAACAAACAAAAACCCCUGCUGCGAAGUGCUGCCUGGCUAUAUUCCCUUCAGAAAGCAGUGGUCCUCUCUUAAGAACUGAUUGGUUUGUUAAAGAGUGGUAACAUCCUCUGAGUAAGGGCUGCCUGCAGAAUGUCUGGGCUCUCUCAACUACCCACCAGCGCCAGAUCAGGGUUGUUUGUGUGAUGGAUGACACCUUGGGCCCACAAGGACAGUGACUGAAUACAGACUCUGUUGGAUGAACUGAGAGAACAGCUGUACUCUCCUGAGGUGCCUCCAAGGCACCUGCACCUCCAAGUACACCCAGCCACCCACAGAUAAUACAGCACAUAAUACAACACCAGGG
Messenger RNA from Alexandromys fortis (reed vole), 5982 nucleotides. It is a transcript of the gene Slc16a14, whose product is annotated as solute carrier family 16 member 14. Gene Ontology annotation, molecular function: monocarboxylic acid transmembrane transporter activity. Gene Ontology annotation, cellular component: membrane. Lineage: Eukaryota; Metazoa; Chordata; Mammalia; Rodentia; Cricetidae. The transcript has 5 exons. The record is from RefSeq and is a predicted model, not a curated record. Gene Ontology annotation, biological process: transmembrane transport. The coding region runs from base 672 to 2201 and encodes 509 amino acids.